Molecule: messenger RNA, 10539 nt
Organism: Dermochelys coriacea (leatherback sea turtle)
Lineage: Eukaryota; Metazoa; Chordata; Testudines; Dermochelyidae
Gene: TMEM86A
Product: transmembrane protein 86A
Exons: 3
Coding region: 300-1013 (237 amino acids)
Cellular component (GO): membrane
Source: RefSeq, a predicted model, not a curated record
CUCCCCUUACGAGCUGAGUCUAUUGAGCUGCAGGUUGUGAGCCUAGAGAGGAAGGCAGAGGGAGGGGCGACUGAGACAGAGCUGGCUGGUGUCACACCCCCAGCUCCAUUCCCUUCAGCUCAUUAGCUCCGGCCUUUAUGAUGUCAUUGCGUUCUAAAAAAGAACCCAGAAAACAAUCGGCACUGAGAGAAACAGAUACAUUUUCUGAUCCUAUUUAAAGGGAAAGCGCCAGGCACCGGGACCCAGCCGCAGAGCCGGAGUCAGGGACUGCCGUUCAGCUUGAAGCCUACCGAGUAGACAUGGUGUCGCCGGUCACAGUGGUGAAGAGUGAAGGCCCCAAGCUGGUGCCAUUUUUUAAAGCCACUUGUGUCUAUUUCGUCCUCUGGCUGCCAACUUCCAGCCCUUCCUGGUUCAGUGCCCUCAUCAAGUGUCUGCCCAUCUUCUGCUUAUGGGUUUUUCUCCUGGCACAUGGAAUUAAUUUCUUAGUCGCACAUCGAAGUGCCAGUAGGAUCCUAGCAGGGUUAAUAUUCUCCGCAGUGGGGGAUGCCUUCCUCAUCUGGCAGGAGCAAGGCUAUUUUGUUCAUGGUCUGCUGAUGUUUGCCAUCACACACAUCCUGUACUCCUCAGCAUUCGGGAUGAAGCCUUUGGACCUGAAAGCUGGCUUUGCGAUGACCCUUGUCUCCAGCUUCUGCUACACCUUCCUGUACUCCUACCUCUCAGGACCAUUCACCUACCUGGUUGCUGUCUACAUCGCUUUGAUCGGCUUCAUGGGGUGGCGCGCCAUUGCUGGGGUACAGCUGUGCAAUGACCUCUGGACUUGGACCAAGCUUUCAGCCUGCAUCGGCGCAGUGCUUUUCAUGGUGUCAGAUCUGACCAUUGCAGUUAACAAGUUCUGCUUCCCGGUGCCCUACUCACGUGCCAUCAUCAUGGCCACUUACUAUGCAGCCCAGAUGCUCAUUGCACUCUCAGCUGUGGAGAGCAGGGAUGAAGAGGACUUCAAAAAGAGGAAUUAGAUGGAACACCAGUAGGCUCGUGAACAGCAUGGAUUAUAACUGGGUUGCUGUAGCAGCAUUACUCACUGAGGGAGAUCUCCAUCUCUCAAGUUGCAUUGGUGAUAGAGAUUUUGCUUCUUUGAAGCGUUAUCUUUGGGUUUUUUUAAUCUGACUCUCCUUGAAUGUCAUUUACUUCACUGUGGAGACAACACUGGAAAAUUUAGACUGCUCUUACAGUAGCUACUCAUUGACCUUUUCCUCUUGGAAGUUUCAGGAGUCCUCUCUAAAACAUUGUAUUUGUUAAUCCUGAAGCUGAUUCUGAAUGUUAUGGAAGGAGAAGGCUAACUUAAAGAGACUGUGAAAAGAGGCUAGGCAGGUUAAGAGGCUUGCCUUCCAGCCUGGGCACACAUGUCCCAAUCCCAGCUAAGGUGAUAGGGAUGUGACAAUGAGUUUAGGUGGUGACUAGACUAGACCCCAGUUGUGGCCAUUACAAAGCCACUACACAGGGUGCAGCAACUGACAGCCUCUGCUCAAAGAAAGCCCAGGAGUAGCAUAGCAAGAGGAUAGGUAGUGCAGGUCAGGGCUGAAGUACAUUGGUAAGAAUUGCGUGGUGGGAAACUUGCACUGUACCGGAUUCUAACCGGGACUCUUUUGUGAAUUCCAAAUUCAUGCAACUUCCUAUUUAAAUGCCAUUCAAAGUUUUUCUGCCCAAUGUGAAUGCUGCUGAGCAUUAGUACUGCUAUACACUUGCAGAAGCAACAACAGAAUGCAACAACAUUCUGAACUUUGAGAAAAUGGGAAAUGAAAGGCAUUCUUUAAGCAGACUGGGUUACGAUGAAAGGAUACGUGCAUGAAAGUUAAUGAGUAGUUUUAGCAGGCAACUUUCAGCAUUUGCUUGCCUAGGGUAGUCCUGUGGUCAUGUGCUAAGAUAUAUGAUGGAACAAUGGUUCUGUCUUUCAACAUCAGACCUCACCCCCUGUUAUCAGUAGCUUUAUUGACUGAAUUAAUAAGCCUGGGAAACCUCCUGCACCUCCUCCAUAGGUGUUGAGAACUCUUGAAUCAGUGACAAUGCUAGUGCCAACCCCAAAAGACUCCAAAACAAAGGCAAAGUAUUGAAACACAAAGCAUAUAAAGCAAUGCACACUAGGAUAUAGCAUACUUCGAUUACUGUGAAAUUACUGCAGACCCAAGUUUAUAGACGCAGCCCAGUAGUGUUAACAGGCAAUUGUUUUAACUUGGCAGAUUUUCAGGGAAACCUAUUUAUCAAUUAAGGCUAGUAGGCUUCUCUUUAUUUGCAUGUCUACACACCUGACCCUAUACAUAUGUGCACAGUAGUAUGGUAUUAGCAGCCACCAUAGACAACCUGAGUCCAGCUUUGCAUCACACCUUUGGAGAUACAUUCCACUAAGAAAUCAUAAUUUAUUUUUUCUGGGCUCACAUUCUAUCCAUAAUGUGGGAAUUGGGAGACUGGAAUUUGACAUUUAAGCAUUUAUCGCUCAGUAUUUACAGCUGCUAAUGAGAGAAUAUUCUGCAUAUUUGCACAUAUUUAAUAUACUCCUUAUUCGGGGUAUUUUAUUUGUCUGUGAGCAUUUUCCCUUACCUGCAAAGCCAGCUACGUAGAACAAGUGUCUGUUUUUUGCCAGUCAAUGGCAAAGAACCAAGUUUGUGCCACUUGACUUGGCACAGCCCACUUUGAGGCUAAACUACCUGAAAAAGAACGAUUUGUGCAUUCAGAUCAAUUCACCCCCAUUUCUCCUAAUGUCGUGGAGCCUGUAAUAAAAAUUAGAACCAUUAGAGAGAGGAAAAACCUAUUUCCAACCAACCCAAACUAUUUGGCAAUCUUAUCCUCCCCUCUGCCAUAGCAAAAGUAUCUCUUCCAUUAGACUCUGUUAAAGGAUCCUGGUGAGGUAUUUUUAAUUUCACGAUUAUAAUUUUACUUUUCAAUAGUUCCUUCCCUCCUGCAUGCUGUUUAAUUUAUUGUGGGUUGCUCACAAGUGCUGAGCUGCCCCUGAUUUGUCUUUGAUGCAUGACAAGUGGAUGGAGAGGCAUUUCCUAUGAAUAUACAGUGAUAGUGCAUCAAGGGGGCUUUCCUCUCCCUUUCCCAAAUCAGAUGGUGUCCCUUGAAUGUUUAUUUUGUGGCCCUUCCUCCCAUGGUACUCAAAUAAGUAGUCCUGUUGAUUCUAAUGAGACCACGCCGGUGAAUAACUGUUCCUACAUAUGAGUGAGGAGUUCACAAGUGGGCCCUGUCACAGGGUGCUCUACGCACCACAGGAUGGCAUCUCCUCCUGGUGGUUCUGAGGAUUAGCUCUACCAGACCAACACCCUUUCCCAUAGUUGCAAGCCACCUCUCUGUCCGCAGCCCCUCUUUCGCUUCAGGAGUUGCUGCUUCCUCUUUGUGAUUCAGCUGUCCAGCCAGGUCAUCAAGUGGGUUCCCCUUCCACCAUACUCUUUCAGAGUCUCCUUCCACAGGCAGUCCUCAUACCCACUGCCCUGACAACAUCACUCCAGCAGUCUUCAUGUUCGCUGCCCUUAGCGCUACCACUCUGCAGUGGUUGGUAGGGGAACCCAAGCCUGCCCUCUAUUUGGGGUUCCAGGCCAGGCCCCUGUAGUGAACAGUUAAGGCCUGGCUCUGUACCAACCUUACUACUCUCACCCCAGACUCCUUCCUACUAUGAGUUUUCUCCCUUACCUCAGGAAGUGAAACAACAAACUUCCUCCCUACCACCUUCUUACACUAGCUCCAGUCUCCUGGCUUUGUAGAAUGCUUGCCUAUCCCCUCACAGGUGAUCUUCCUUCUAAUUAGCUUCCUCCAGUCUAAAUCGCCCCUGUUUGCAUCCUAAUUGGUUGAUGAGGCUUGACUAGGCCUAAUUCAGUCCUUACUGUGGGGAGUACAUCUCAUCAUAGGCCCUAUGCAGUGAGUGCUUUGUUUCUGAGACUGAGCCUGCAGGUUUCUUGUAGGUCAGUUGCCAUGCCCUGACUGAGGACUUGUCUAUACAUACAGGGCUGCAGCAGCACUGAUGCAGUGCGCGGUUGUAGCACUUAGUGAAGACACUACCUAUGCUGACAAGAGAGCUUCUCUCAUCGGUGUAGUGCUGUCUACAGCAGCAGUCCUGCUGGUUUAACUGCGUUGCUCAAGGGUGUGGAUUUUCCGCACCACUGCAUGACAUAGUUCUGCCGACAUAAGUCUGUAGUGUAGACCAAGCCUCAGUUUCUGCUGCAGCCCUGCUCACUAUGCCCCUUGGAAUCCAGCAAUACUCCCUUUAGUUCACAUACUCCUCUAGCCUUUGCUCUUUGUGGGGUCUCCCAACACUGUUCCCCCUUACAAAGGCAGCUCCUGUUUUCCCUGUUAUUAAGAUAUUGAAAGUAAAUGGCAGGUUUCUCAGGACCAAAUAUGACACAAAGAGACACUGUCAGGUUCAAAUUAGUCCCAGGUAUAGAGUUAGUAAUGGUAUCCACAACUGGUAUAAAUGGGACAUUGAUUUCUGUGGAGCUUUGCCAAUUUACACCAGCUGCAGAUUUGGCCCACAGUUUGCAAAGCCCUUUGGGCUAAACCCUGCUAUCUACGUAGCAAGACACUAUUAGUCACUGAAUAGUCUGUGCAUUAAGUCCAUGAAUUGAAAGAAAAUGAUCUUUAUCCGUGACUGGUUGCAAGGUGAACACACCACUUGUGCCAGGGAAAUACUAGAUGGGUGACCAUCUAAGUGCAGCACCUCCACCUGACACCCUCUUCUUUUGUGUGUCUGUCUCAAAGGGAGAUGCUGGGAGAGAGACAGGCACUGCUAGAACAAACCAGGCUGCAGUGUUGGGUUUUAUUAGAGAGCUACAUGGACGAGGACCCCAGUGUCAAUCAGCCCCCUGAUUUUAUAUUACAGACAAACUCUUCCGAGCCAAUCACGCUGAUGGGGUGGCGUUGUUUUGGACUCUUACCUGAGAAUGCUGCAGUUUAGGAAAAUAUAAUUCCACUUUGAUUUAACCUCCUAUAAAAUAUGUGGGCCUCCAUUCUCUGGUUCACCCAAGGAGUGCUUGGCAUAGGCUGGAGAGGGGGCAAAGGUCUCUUGAAGAGACUUUUGCACCUUGCCAAAUCUGUAGCCCUCUGGCCACAUGGUCAGGCUGUAGUGUAAAGUGAAGUGGCCUGAGGGCUGCAAUGAUACAAGGCAGGGGUGGCCAACCUGAGCCUGAGAAGGAGCCAGAAUUUACCAAUGUACAUUGCCAAAGAGCCAUAGUAAUAGGUCAGCACCUCCUGCCCACCGGCAGCCUCCCCGAUCAGCACCUCCCCCUCCCUCCCCACACCUCCCGAUCUGCUGUUUCAUGGUUUUUAGGAGGCUCUACAGGGGUGGGGAGGAGGAGUGAGGACAUGGCAGGCUCAGGGGAGGGGGCGGGAAGGGGUGGAGUGGGGGCAGGGCUUGUGGCAGAGCCAGGGGUUGAGCAGUGAGCACCCCCCGGCACAUUGGAAAGUUGGCACCUGUAGCUCCAGCCCCGGAGUCAGUGCCUAUACAAGGAGCCACACAUUAACUUCGGAAGUGCUGCAUGUGGCUCCGGAGCCACAGGUUGGCCACUCCUGAUAUAAGGGAAUGCUGAUCAGGCCCCCCGUGUGAGUGUUAGCAACAGAGGACAGCUUCUGCUCCUCUCCUUGGCUUGGUGAUGCUCCCAUAAACCUUCCUUCUCCUUGGCUGAUGCAAAGAGCGCUCUCUCCUGUGUAACAGUUCAGCUCACAGAGUAGCACUUAAUCCAUGGGACGACUGGCAGAGUACAGCACUAUUCUACCUGAGCACGGCUGACAGGACCAGUGGGCAGUAUUAGCAGCAGUGUGAGAUAGGCCGCUGACACUGAGAACACCCCACACUUUCAUUACGGAAUAGUUUUCACACCCAUCAGUAGCCCUACAUAGUGGGAUUCAGUAUGUUGAACAGACAUUUUGGCCUAGAUCCCCAAUAGUACUAUUCAGACUCUUAACUUCCAUUGAGUUCAGUGAGGAUCUGGACCUUCCUUCCAAGGACUCUUCAUAUUUUAGAAAAUUUAAGUACCAUUGCAAAAGGCUGGGUUAACAAUAGUGCCCCCCCAGAAGCAUCUGCUGCUUUAUAAACAUACACCAGAAAGGUUAGCUGCAUUACUGAGGGGGGACGCAUUGUAAAUAGCACAAGCCCCUGUAAUCUCCUCCCUCUAAUGCUGUUGCACAAUAUUUCCCGUAUUCAUUCACUCAAGGGAUUGCUUCUGCUAGAGCGACCAGCUGUAAGAGGCAUGCAGCAUCUCCAUUCAUCAGUUUUGCUUAUCUUGUGAUCCCCAGUUUGGCCCCUGCAUUGCUGCUCUUUGUGGAUGUCACCUGCUGUUACACAGGCUGCUUGUUUGCAACCAUCUUCCUGUCAUAGAGCCAGCUAGAGAAAAUAUGCAUGUACAGUGCUCUAACUGUCUGCUGGGGCCAGUGCUAGCAGGAUUUUAGUGAAUGGCUAAUUUAAGGCUUAUUUAACUCUCUCUUGGACUCUGUCAUUUUGGCAUAUCUGUUCUUCGCUUAUGUUCUCCAAUGAUUCCCUCCCCUGUAAGAAAGACUGACAUGCUCAGUAAAGGAGCGAAUGGAUACCUUCAUUGAAUGUUAUAAUUUCCCCCGCCCUGAGUUAGUAGGGUAUCACUUUCUUCACUUCCAGAGAGUAUUAUUCUUCAGUUUCCGGAAGCAGUUUUAAUUAUUUUUCUGUAAUUUUUUUUCAUCUCAGUUUAUUUUACGAUCUACCAAUCUCAGGCCUUGAUCCUGAUGAUGAUUGCAGAGGGUUCAAUAGGCGUUCCUAGGUGAUCUGUCAUUUUGAGAGGAGGGAGCUAGCAUAAUCUGAGCAUGGGUACUGUAAAAUGCACUGCUUCUGUUGUGGGUCUGCGCCGGAGAACUCUGAGAGAGUCGAGGGUUGCCCGGGGCAUCACAGACUCAGGCUGUUAGAGAGAGUCACCCUGGUCUCUUGCCCGUCUCCCUCUUCACAUCCCUUUAAUCCACAUGACUUGAACAAAACCCUUUUUCCUAAGAGAGCCUUUCUUGCUGAGAAGAGGCCAGCUGCUAUGGGCACAGAUUUGACACAGCCAGCUCCAAUUCUUCUGAUUAAGCCUGGGAAACAUUGACCAGUUGCUGAGGGUGCGGGAGGGGUGCAGGUGGGCGUCUGUUUUAGAUACUGUUUCCUGGGACAAAAAAACAGUUCAACACUGGUGAAAGCAAUCUGGGAUUUGAAAGGCAGUGGCAAAAUAGGAAUGGAGAGCACAUAAAUGUCCAUCUUGAGUCUUUUCCACUUCCUUCCUUAACUCUCCCAUUGUCUCUCUUUGCCUUUUAAAUUUGAAGGUAUUGUUCUACUUCCCUUUGCCCCACUCCAAACACAUACACAGCCUUUCCCUUUAGAAGCAAAAUCUUUAAGGAGCAUCGUCCAUUCUUGGGCACGAUAAUGUUGCAGGAAGGGAGUAGAAGCAGUGUACGGUACAUUGUAUUCCUGAUCCCAGCAGUAUUAACUCCUAAGUAUAAGAGGCAUCCAGUAGUUACACACUGUAUACCAGGGGUAGUCAAUAAGCGGACCACUGGUGAAAUCCAGACUGCCAGAUGCUUUUGAACAGUCUCAAAAAUCUUUUUACUUACUUAUUUUUUUAAAUGUCUCUGGCAUCUGGCCCUUGACUAAGAAAUUUGGACCUUGACAAAAUAAUUGACUACACUGCACUCAAAAUCCCCUCUGAAAUUCUUGUGGGUGGUUAAUUGAGGUUAUAUAUACAAUACAAACCACAUCUUGCACUACUGGACUAACCAUUAAGUGCCAGUAACUCCUUAUUCAGGGAGACAAAGAAUGUGGGAGUCUGCUUGAUCUGCCUAGCUUUUAUCCUAUAGGGGACCCAACUCCUUUACUCACAAAAAGCUUCUCUUGAAACCAAGAGGCCUGAUUUUCACCUCACUCCAUUGUUACACUCCUGUAACUCCAUUGGGCUGGGCUGGGCCUUACCAAUAUCACUGAAGUCCAUGGAGCUACAGUGAUGUAAAAUUGGCGUGUAGAGGAGACUUCAGCAGAGCCACUCUUGAUUUACACCAGCGUGAGAUCAGAAUUGGGUCAGAUGGGUCCUUAGUAUUUAAUACAUGGUUUAGAAGAAGGAUUUGAAGGCUUUCACUCCCUGCCUUUCUUUGCAGCAUAGCUCUUUAUUGGCCUUGGAGGGGAAAGUGGUCAAAACAGAGCAGAUAUAAAGCUCAGUGGCAGAUGUCUCCUUCUCUAUUUUGGGUGCAUGGGAGUGGUGAGUUGCCUAGUUUUGGCAGAGAGCUGGUCUUUUAUCUGGAGAGGCAGCAGAGUUGAGUAGUCUGAGCCCAGGACUGGAUAUCUACACCUCCCAAGUUCUGAGCCUGGCUUUGACACCAAUUCCUUUUUUGGUCUUGGUUAAGUCAGCUGGUCUGAAAGGAUGUAAUUCUGAUUAAAGUCAAUAGAGGUAUGCCAGUUUACAGCAGUUGAGAAUCUAACUCUCUGUGUCUGUUUUUUUUCCCCCAUCUGUAAAAUGCUUACCUACCUCACAGGGCUGGGUGAGGAUUAGUGCAUGUUUGUAAAGCACCUUGAAAGGUGUAAAGCACUAGAUAAGUGCUAAGUAUUAUUAUACUAUAGUAUUCAAAAUAAAAAUGCUUUGAAGACCCUGCAGAAAUUCACUUGAAAAAAAGGUGACAUGAAUAAAUGUUUCAGUUAGAUUUCUGCAUCAAAUGGAAAGCAAAUGGAAAACAGUCAUUUGUAUGAUCUAUUAGGGAGGAAGCCAAGCCAAAACUCUGGACCCAGACACACCCAAACUUCAAGGGAAGGGGUUUUUAACAAGUCUGAACUCAGAUCCCAAAGUUGCAGAAAGUUUCUAAAAGUCUAGAAGCAAAACCCCAAGAUGUGAGCACCGCAUCCCAAUUUUGCAACGCAGGCUCAUCUCUGAAUGAGUUAGAAUAAGCCUGAUCCAGCCAAAACAAAAUAUCCUAAUUCUAGCUCAAUUAUUGCUGAAAAUGUUGAAGUUGAACAUGCUGUGGUUCUGUUCAUCUUUUCUCAUGCAGAAAGUCAACUAGAGUUUAAGGAAUGAGUUACAAAAGGGAUAUUUAAUUUCCUUUGAUCAUAAACUUCAUUGGCUUUAAAGCCAGUGGAGAGGGAAUGCCCAUUUUGGAAUUAAUUCCUGUCCUACUGUAGGUAGGAUGUGUACAAUUUUCCAGCUGAGAAUGUGUUUGUAUGAACAGCCACUGGACUCAGAACAAACUUAUGAACAGAAUUAUGGCUCCAAAAUAUGAUUGGAUCUCUCAAAUGGUAUAAAUUGGCAUAACUCUAUUGAUUUCAAAUCAGGCCCCAAACUGUAAAUUAUUUUUUCCAGUAGCACCCACACUGGGCUAGGUGCUGUACAAACACAAAUGAAGGCUGAAGCGCUUACAUUCUAAAAAUGGGUGUAUACCUGUGAAAUGGAUCAUAAUUCUCAAGCAGUAAAACUUGCAUUAUUAUGAACUCAAAGGCAAAUACAAUGCAAAUUUGUAUUGUUUCUUUAAAUGUUUGAUAGAUAUUAUUUUUCUUAGUUUUGAGGAAGUUCUGUUGACGAUGUAUUUUUUUCCUUUUAAUGUAAAAAUAUAUAAAUUAUGUCUAUAUACCUAUAGAUAGACUAAAAAAAAAAGUGGCCAGUUGGCUGAAAUGCCAAAAUUUAAGUGGCUUGUAUUGUAUCUGUGGUGACACCAAAUUGCUGUAGAAAUAAACUCAUUAAAAGAAAAGGUGGAUGAAAUACAGGCUUGAUGUACUGUGGCUAGUGAUAAUUUGCUACUUCAGAACCCUUGUAACUAGCUCUGUGAAAGAGGGGGUCUAGGGCCUGCUUCUGCUCCUAUGAUACAUCAGUGGGAGCAAGAUAUGGGCCUAUGUUAUGCCUACUGGCACUAAAAUAGAGAGAACAUCAGGAAAUUUAGCACCAGUAAGGAAACUAUUAUCUUGGCAACCUAAUUAAACAGCAAAAACAAAAAACAGGCCUCCCACACUGGUUUCUUUGUUGAAUCGGGACAAUUUAGAAAUCCAGGGCCCAAACUUGCAGUCCUUACUCAGGGCCUAUGCAAGAAUAGGCCCAUUUUGUUUCCUAGAUAGGACUGUUCAUGGAAUCCGCUGCUAUUCGCUGUGGGGAAGGUUGGCAGAAUCUUUCCCUCAGUGAAAAUAUCCCAUUGGGAUAAGUGGUAGUUUUGUCUGGGUAAGGACUUCAGAAUCAGGAUACAAGUCCUGGACUGGUUAAUCUCAAUGACUCCUAUAUGAACUGAACCUCCUGUGUUCUGGUGAAUUAAAGGCAAAGCAUAUUUUUAAAGAUUUAAUAUACAAAUCAUGCAGCUCCCAUUCUCCAUUCACAGUCUCAGCACUUAGCCAUGUUUUAAAGGGACUAGCACUUAACUAAUCUAUUUUGCCAUCAAUUUAAAAGUCACCACAUACAGUAUGGCCACUUGAUACUAUCUAUGAUGCAUUUUUAUGUUAAUUUUACUAUUAUUCUGUAUUUGGAAUGUAGUUUUUCCUCUAAUUUCUUGUAUGUGUACCAAUAAUUAAAAUAUUAAUUUACUUGAUGUUUGUUCUGCCUA